GCACGCCGCGGCAGCGAGCGCCGUGGGAGCGCCGUGCCCUCUCCGUUGAUGAGCCGCUCGAGGUGCAGCGGAGCAGCAGCAGCAGCAAAGGCUGCCUCUCACCCACCACCACUCCCGCCGUCCGUCUCUCCCAUCCAAGUCUGGCUCCCUCCGUUGCACCUCCGACGCUCGCCUCGCCGCUCGCACCCGAAGCGUUGCUGCGCUCGAGCACGCGGCUGCUCCACCUGUGGCGCCCACCGCUCGCGCCUCGCACAACUCGCCAGCGGGCCGUCUGGGCUGCAGCGCCAUGAGCUCCAGCCCGCACAUCGAAGCAGGCGGCUCUGCCGUCGCGGAGGCGCCUGCUGCUGCCGCUGCCGAGGCCAGCUCGAGCAGCGCCGCUGAGCAGCCUCAGGGAACGCUCUCUGGCGUGCUCGAGGAGGUCGACGAUGCGGCUGAGCUGCUCAAGCAGCCCUUCGAGCCGCAGCCGCUCGUGCCGCAGCCCGUGCUUGAGCCGGCCAAGCCUGCGCUCAGCGCCGAGAAAGAAGCUCGUAUGGCCGAGCGCCGUGCUCGCCUCGCCCAGCGGGCCGCGCCCUCCACAAUGCCGCCCGAGGAGGCGCCGAGCGGCUCGAGGGCAAGCGCCGCUCCGAGCCACGCUUCCGUGCGCUCUCGCGACAGUGGCGACGAUGUCGAGCAGCCGUCGAAGCGAGCGCGCACGAACGGCAGCGGCGAUGGCCGGUCCGCCGUUGGCGUCUCGGCAGCGGCAGCGCCGUCGCUGAUGGUCGGCGGCAGUGGCGCUCGAGCGCCCACUCAGUUCCUCGACUCGUCUGGCAGCUUCGUUCCGCCGCGCGCCUCCAGCUCCCACAACGGCGAGCCUGCGUUGCGUCUGCCUGUCAAGACGGAGAACGGCGGACGCAGUGCUCGGAAGGGUACGGGUGCCGCGAUCGAUCUGACGCUCAGCGAUGACGAGGACAUCCAAGUCACUGCCACGAAGCGCAACACGGACGUGCAGGUCGACGAGCAGCGCACCAAUGCGCCCGUCUGCCUGGGCGCUGUGAAUGGCGUUGUGCUGUGCUUGCACGGCUUGCCUCGCAGCCUGAUGUACGAAGGCACCGGCCGGCCGGAGGACGUGCCUCAGGAUCCGGCCUACGAGAAGCGCAACUGGCCUCGCAUCUCGAGCUUCUGGUCGCAGCCGGGCUAUCGCCCUAUCCUGCUGUCGAUCCACUCGAAGAACGACGGUCCUGUUGGCCCGCGCGGCAGCUCCGACCACAUCGAGCUCAACGUGAGCACGGUGCAGCCGCCCCUGGUCGCGGCUCAGGCAGCCGCGGCGCACGCGCGCGCCCGGGGACUGCCCAUGGAGCCGCCGAAGGUAUCGGCAGUCAUGCUGGCGCCGUUCGGCGCCCUCUCUGAGAAGCACAAGAAGGCGCUACUGCCGCUCCUCACCUCGGGUCUGAUCCGCUGCGAAGCUCGCUGCAAGAUGGCGUCUUCGAAGCGUGGAUCGAUGUUCACGUACCCCAUCGAGAUCCUCAUCUUCACCACCUCUGCCCAGGUCGGCCGCGUCACGAACGUGCUGCUCAGCGAGGGCGUGCAGAUCGACAAGCCAGUCUGCUACGAGCCGCUGGACUACCCGCAGGCGCCGCGCCUAGUCUACAGCCGCAGCGCGCUCCCCGAGGUGCACGGCGCAGGCGACUUCCGCCAGGGCCCGAGCAUCUUCACCGGCGGCUACGGCGGCCACGUGCUGCAGACCAAGGAGCAGACGGAGGAGGAGCGCAAGAAGCAGGUCGACUCGGUGUACGACAGCCUGCGCAGCGGCGACGAUCUGCCAGAGGUCGAGCCGCACGCCGUCAUCAUCACGAAGCUCUUCCCUCAUCAGAAGCAGGCGCUCUCCUUCCUGCUCGACCGCGAGCAGGACCGCUCCUUCGACCUUCCGCCGGCUGGUGAGGCGCAGGAGGCGGGAAGCGAGAACGGUGACGCCAAGGGCAAGGGCCGCGCGCCCCAGGAGGAGGAGACAGUCUCGCUCUGGAAGGCAGUGCGCAAGCGCGACGGCACGCCGCGCGCCUACCUCAACGUGGUGACGAACAGCGAGUCGCUGCGCCGCCCGGAGGUCUGCCGUGGCGCGAUUCUCGCCGACGACAUGGGCCUGGGCAAGACGAUCACCACCAUCGCGCUCAUCGCCCAUACGUAUCUUGAUGCACGCAAAUUCGGCAAGACGAAGCCAACACCCGCCGACCCUGCCAGCGCCGCCGACUCGAAGGCCAAGGAGAACGAGCACGAGGAGGCCUUCACCGGCAACGUGCCCGGCGCCCCGCUCGGGCGCAUGAUCAAGAAGAGCCAGGGCGGCGGCAAGGUGCAGGCGAAGAGAGACGAGGCGGAGCGCGUGCGCCGCAAGAACCUGCGCACGCGCAGCCGAGCGACACUCAUCGUCCUGCCGCUGACGCUGGUGUCGAGCUGGGAAGAGCAGAUCAAGGAGCACACGGAUCCGCGCUGGCGUGAUCGUCACGUCCUCAUCUAUCACGGCGCGAACCGCAGCUCCGACCCGCUCUGGAUCGCCAAUCACGACAUCGUCCUCACCACGUACGCAACGCUGGCGAACGAGUUCUCCAACCAGAAGACCUGGGUCGCCGAUGGCGAGGAGGAUGAGGACGCGCCGGACGCCGAGGACAGCGACCCUGACAUCGUGCCGCUCGACGAGUUCGGGCAGCCGAUCCUGUCAGCGGCGGCGAAGGCUGCGAAUGCGCAGAAGGCGGCUGCCGCGCGCAAACAGGCGACGAAGCGCCGCAGGGCGGAGGCCGGCGAGUCGAAGAACCCUCUGCAGCGCAUUGAGUGGUUCCGCAUCGUGCUCGACGAGGCGCACACGAUCAAGGAGACUCGCACGUGGCAGUCCAAGGCGACGUGCAACCUGUCCGGCCAGCGCCGCCUGUGCCUGACGGGCACGCCGGUGCAGAACCGUCUCGACGACCUGUACGCUCUCAUCAAGUUCCUGCGCCUCGAACCGUUCAACGAUCGGGCGACGUGGAACGAGUUCUGCGGCUCGCGCGACAAGGGUGGCGGCCUGCGUGCGACGUCGGCCAAGGAGAAGGCCAGCGCGCCCGUCGACGGCACGUCGCUGCGCCGCAUCCAGACGAUCAUGAAGUUCCUCACGCUGCGCCGCAGCAAGGACGGCAAGCGCAAGGACGGGCAGCGCCUGCUCAACCUGCCGCCCAAGUACGGCCGCACGCUCAUGCUCGACUUUGACCCGCGCGAGCGCGCCGUGUAUGCGCAGAUGCACCAAUCCUUCAAGGAGGAGUUCGAGCUGCUCAAGGCGUCCGACACGCUCAAGCUUAACUACGCCACCAUCCUGCACGAGAUCUCAAACUUGCGCAUGGUCUGCGACCACGAGGCGCUAGUCGACGACAGCAAGGACCUGAAGCGGAAGAAGAAUGGCGGAGACAACGACGCGGUGCAGGCGAUCGUGACGGACGGACUCACCCGUCAGCGCGCGAUCGCGCUCUUUGCGCUGUUCGCCGGCGAAGACCAGGCAGAGUGCGGCCUAUGCGGCGUGGACCUGACGCGCAACGACGAGGAAGCCGCCGCGGGCGGUCCCGCGGCUGGCGACGGCAAGAUGCGCCCCGUCGUCACCAAGUGCCAGCACAUGUUUUGCACGCCGUGCUUCCGCAGCCGCAUGCCGGCCAAGUGGCCCGACUGCAAGGCCGACGACCGCGCAGCGUGCCCCGCAUGCGACAUCGUGCUCGGCCUGCUCGUCGAGACGGUCCAGCUGCAGCCGUCGGACAUCGAGUCGCGUGACGGCGCCGGCGAAGGGGCCAACGACAGCGACGCGGAGAGCGACGCUCCGCCGCGCAAGAAGGUCACUUUCGGCGCCGACGCGGACACGCCCAUCUCGAAGCGCACCGAUCUCAGCUCGAAGAUGCGCGCCCUGCUCGCCGACAUCACGCCCUUCUCGCAGUGCAAUGCGCACUCGAUGCUCUUCGACCGCGACGCGCCGCUGCUGCAGCACAUGGCCAUCUCCAAGGGCGACGAGCCGGUAGUCAUUGCGCAGCACCCUCCGACCAAGGACGGCGGCCCGGACAACAUUUUGCCCGUCAAGUCCGUCGUCUUCAGCCAAUGGACCAAGAUGCUGGACCGCGUGCAGACCGCACUCGAGCGCGCCGGCAUCAAGUCCGUCAUGCUCGACGGCCGCAUGAAGCGCGACCUGCGCGCAAGCAACAUCGAGCAGUUCAAGAACGACCCGGGCACCGAGGUGCUGCUCGUCUCCAUCAAGGUCGGCGGCACUGGCCUGAACCUGACCGAGGCCUGCCGUGCCUAUCUCAUCGAGCCGGCCUGGAACCCGUCGAUCGAGAACCAGGCGCUGGACCGCAUUCACCGCCUGGGCCAGCAGAUGCCUGUCAUCACCACCAAACUCGUCAUGACCAGCUCGAUCGAGGAGCGCAUGCUCGCUCUGCAGCGCCACAAGCUCGAGCUGGCCGAGAAGUCCGUCGGCGAGAGCGGCCGCGGCGCCAAGGGCAAGUCCGACCUGCAGCGCCUGCUCGAGGAGACCGACUUCGUCAAGUAGGCGCAGCGCGCGGCUCUCCUCGCCGGUGCACCACACAAGCGCCACCCUUUCGCGACCGCCUCCACUGUCCCGUCGCCCGAUCCGAUCCGCUCCCACACAUGUAUCAUCCCUCAUACACACGCUACACGACCUCAACAUUACCCACCGCCCGCGCGUCACCAUCUGUAUCACUCAAA
Messenger RNA from Tilletiopsis washingtonensis, 4701 nucleotides. RefSeq lists its product as hypothetical. NCBI's taxonomy places the organism in Eukaryota, Fungi, Basidiomycota, Exobasidiomycetes, Entylomatales. The coding region runs from base 287 to 4525 and encodes 1412 amino acids. Gene Ontology annotation, molecular function: ATP binding; ATP-dependent chromatin remodeler activity. The transcript is spliced from 9 exons. The record is from RefSeq and is a predicted model, not a curated record.